Argentina anserina (silverweed cinquefoil) is the source of this 2873-nucleotide messenger RNA. RefSeq names its product probable serine/threonine-protein kinase At1g09600. NCBI's taxonomy places the organism in Eukaryota, Viridiplantae, Streptophyta, Magnoliopsida, Rosales, Rosaceae. The coding region runs from base 333 to 2420 and encodes 695 amino acids. Gene Ontology annotation, molecular function: ATP binding; RNA polymerase II CTD heptapeptide repeat kinase activity. Gene Ontology annotation, cellular component: nucleus; cyclin-dependent protein kinase holoenzyme complex. Gene Ontology annotation, biological process: protein phosphorylation; positive regulation of transcription elongation by RNA polymerase II. The record is from RefSeq and is a predicted model, not a curated record. The transcript is spliced from 8 exons.
CACAGAGAACAAGCCAGUCCGCGAAGAAAACCGUGUAUUAUUAAUACUCGUCUGUGAGAGGGCGGAGUUGGGUUUCUCUGCAGAUGAUCGGCUCUUCGUAAUUGUCGGACCACCCAGAUCCUAAAAUCUCUCUCUCUCUCUCUCUCUCUCUGUGUUGUCUCUCUAGAAUCCUUGCUUGUUUCAGGCUGUUGCUGCUUGUCUGUCACAACCCACAUUGGCAUUUCCAAGUCACGACACCGUUGUAACUUAGUUCUAUCUCAACACAUUUCUUGGUUCUAUCAAGAAAAAAAAAAGAUCCAGGGGGAUGGUGUCAUAGCCUCAAUCACCGCAUUAUGGGAUGCAUUUGCUCCAAAGGGCUGUUGGCCAAUCAAUACGUCCUCAAGAAUCACCCAACAGACAACGAGUUGAAAUCCAACAAGGGGUUAGAUGAUGGAGGAGGAGGAGGAGGGGCGGCCGUGGAGGUGGAUGGUGGUGGUGGUGGUGAUGCAACCACACGGCUGAUAGGCAAUGACCGAAGCAAUACGGAGGAGGUAUCAUCAGAUGAAGGAGGAGGGAGGGAGAAGAAGAAGAUGAUGAAUGGGGUAAUGAGUUUGAGAAAUGGAGAAAGAGGAGCACAAGUGGUUGCUGGUUGGCCUUCUUGGCUCACUGCUGUCGCUGGGGAAGCCAUCAGUGGCUGGGUCCCUCUCAAGGCUGACUCUUUCGAAAAGCUCGACAAGAUUGGACAAGGAACUUACAGCAGUGUGUACAGAGCCCGUGAUCUUGAAUCAAACAAAAUAGUUGCAUUAAAGAAGGUGCGAUUUGCCAAUAUGGAUCCAGAAAGUGUGCGCUUUAUGUCAAGAGAAAUUCUGAUUUUGCGUAAGCUUGAUCACCCCAAUAUCAUGAAGCUUGAAGGUCUGAUUACAUCAAGGGUCUCGGGCAGCUUAUACCUUGUAUUUGAAUACAUGGAGCAUGAUCUUGCGGGGAUUGCAGCAAGACCUGGGAUAAAGUUCACUGAAGCACAGAUUAAAUGCUACAUGCAACAGCUUCUUCUUGGACUUGAACAUUGUCACAGUCAUGGUAUUUUGCACCGUGACAUCAAGGGAUCAAAUCUUUUGAUCGACAAUUAUGGCAACCUAAAGAUUGCUGACUUUGGUCUAGCAACCUUUUACCAACCUCGCCAAAAGCAGCCUCUGACUAGUCGUGUAGUAACCUUGUGGUACCGACCACCUGAACUUUUGCUGGGCUCUACAGACUAUGGGGUUGCUGUGGAUUUGUGGAGUUCUGGUUGCAUUCUUGCAGAAUUGCUUGCUGGGAAGCCUAUCAUGCCUGGAAGAACAGAGGUGGAGCAACUACAUAAGAUAUUUAAGCUAUGUGGGUCACCUUCUGAAGAAUACUGGAAGAGAUCAAAAUUGCCACAUGCAACCAUCUUUAAACCAACACAGCCAUACAAGCGUUGUGUCGCAGAGACCUUUAAAGAUUUUCCGAGCUCAGCUAUGGCCCUGUUGGAGGUCCUUCUAGCAGUAGAACCCGACUGUCGUGGAACGGCUUCUUCUGCACUUCAGAGUGAGUUCUUCACAUCUGUUCCUCUUCCCUGUGAUCCUUCAACUUUACCCAAGUACCCACCAAGCAAGGAGUUUGAUGCCAAGCUCCGAGAUGCGGAAGCUAGAAGGCGUAGAGCGCCUAGUGGUAAAGGACAUGGAGGGAGUUCCAAAGAGUCAAACGCUGUGGCAGCGCCAGUUGGCACUGCUGGGCAUGCAUCAAAAGAGAAGCAACAAGGGCAGCAUAAUUCAAAAAGCAUCAGUGAGAAGUACAUUCCUGAAGUGGAGACUGGCUCUGGCCUUCCUCUUGAACCUCCCAAAGUAGCAGCAUCAAAUGGCUUCUCCUAUUCAGGCCAGUUGAUGCAUCCUAGUGCAUAUGGAUCUACACGAAAUAUUGAAAUGCGAUCUGGUCGGUCUAAGAAUGGUGCAGAGUUGAGAAGGCAGAACUCAUAUAUGAAUGGUGGAGCUGCCCAAUCAUCCAGAUAUUCCAGUUCAGCUUCAGUUCGAAGUGAUUCACGAUUUGAUGGUGUUGUACAGACUACUACAAAUCCACACUGGCCAGAGGAACGUAUUAAUACCAGAUAUAAUCACUUAGAUGACGAGAAUUCCUCAGCCAAACACGAUUGGUCCCUUCAAUUUCUGAAUAGGCCAAAGUCUUCACAAAAAAAGGAUGAACAGCCAUCUGGAAAGGAUUCAGCUAGGGGUUAUGCUACCAAGAAGAAUCGAAUUCACUACUCUGGACCAUUGAUGCCUCCUGGGGGAGACCUUGAGAAGAUGCUCAAAGAGCAUGAGAAACAAAUACAACAUGCUGUCCGCAAAGCUAGACUGGACAAAGCCAAGAUAGCCUAUGGUGAGAAUGGACAGACAGAGUCCUUACUCCAUAAUGUGAGAAACGGCAGGUGACAGAAAAUGGAAUCUUAUACUGUGCAAUUUGGAGAGCAAGAGCUCCUCGGAAUGGAAAAAGUGCUAAUCUUAAAGAAGGAUUCAUUUGGGGAAAUUUUACAAAUCUGGUCACCGAAAGAUAAAUGGAAUAUAUGGAGCUUCAUCAAGUUUCAUUGCAUCAGAUGUGUAUUCAAUUUUUGAAGGUAUGCAAUAUAGUUAUACCCAUCAUUUCAUGCUCAAAUGAUUGAGAGAUAGUCAAUCAGGCAGAUCAAAUCCCUUGGCCAAUAUUGACAUACCAGGAAAAUUCUUUGAUUGCCAGAUGAGAAGGUCUCUUAGGUGGUCUUCCGAUGGACAAGCUUGUGUACGGUUGAAACCAGAGGUGCUCUGUUCAGCUUUUGUCUAAUUCUCUGUAAAGGCUGAAAUUAUAUCACACAGGUUCCCCUUUUGAUCACAUCAAUAGAAGGCAAUUUCUUG